AUGGCGGCACGGCAAGCGAUGAGGUGCCACUACGAGGUUCUGGGGGUCGAGCGCACGGCCACCGCUGACGAACUGAAGACGGCCUAUCGAAAAUUGGCGCUCAAAUGGCAUCCGGACAAGAUCAUGGAUCAGCAAGAGGAGGCCCAUCGCAAGUUCCAAGAGAUCCAGGGCGCGUAUGCUGUGCUCAACGAUCCGCAGGAGCGCUCCUGGUACGAUUCGCAUCGAGAAUCGAUUUUGCGCGGCGGCGAUGGCACUAUGGAGGGCGAGGGCGCCAUGCACCACGAGGGUGUGAACAUAUGGCCCUACUUCAACGCCAGCUGCUUCCGCGGUUUUGGAGAUGACGAGGAUGGCUUCUACGGGGUCUACGGCCGCCUGUUCACCACCCUCGAUGAAGAGGAGGACACCUACGCGCCACCGAAGGCAGAAGGCGGCUCCAAGAGCGAGAAGGCUCCCGCCUUUGGCACUUCCAAGUCCGAAUGGGCCGAUGUCCACCGAUUCUACUCGUACUGGGAGGCCUUCUUCACCCGCAAGACCUUUGCCUGGUGCGACCGCUACAACACCACCCAGGCCGAUGGCCGGCGGAUGAAGCGAGCGAUGGAAAAGGAGAACAAGAAGGAGCGGGACAAGGCCAAGCGUGCCUUCAACGACAACGUGAAGCACCUGGUGGACUACAUCAAGAAGCGCGAUAGGCGAGUGAGCGAGCACAUGAAGGAGGUGGUGCGGCGCAAGCAGGAGGAGGCCGAGCGAGCGGCCGAGCGAAAGAGGGAGCAGGAGCGCGAGAAGCAGGAGCGCAUGAAGCGACUACAGGCAGAGCUCGCGGCCCAGGAAGAGGAGAACGGCGUUGGCGACGAGGACGAUGCCCUGCUCGAAGAGACCCUACGCGAGUUCGAGGGAGGCGAGGACGAGGACGAAUCAAAUCGACACAUCUUCUGUGCCUACUGCAACAAGAACUUCAAGUCCGAUAAGGCGUGGCAGAACCACGAGAAGUCCAAGAAGCAUCUUCAGAGCGUGCAGGCCUUCGCCGAUCAACUGAUGGAGGAAGACCUGGCCGCCGAAGAAGGAGAAACAGGAAAUGGAGAUGAGGAGGUGGCGGAGGAGGCCGAGGAAGCGGUGGUGGAGGAGGCCGGCGAGACAGAAGAUGCCGAUGCUCAGGAAGACGCUGAGCCAGAGGCGGGCGAAGACGAGAACAAGGAGGAAGAAGAGGAGGACGAAGAAGAGGAGGAAGAGGAGGAAGUGGCGGUUGCAGCCACCUCGCGAUUCGACGUGCUCCUCGAGGACGAGGACGGCGGUGAGGCCGCGGGGGAAGAGGAGGAGGAGCCGCAGCAGAAGAAGGGACGGAAGGGACGCAAGAAAGGAGCAGCCAAGCCGCCCGUCGCCACGGCCGUCGUCAACAAGAAGAACAACAAGAAGAAGAGCAACAAGAGUGUGGAUGACGACGAUGAGGAAGACGCCGUGGACGAGACUGCACCAUCUAAUGAAGGAGCCGAUGAAGAUGCCGACGUCAAACAAGAAGAUGAAGAGGAGGAGGAGGAGGACCUGGACGCGUUGAGCCGAGGGCGGAAGAGCAGGAAGGAGCGACGCCAGGAGCGGGAGCAGAUCAUCACCGCGCAGGCCGGGCGAGGCGGCAAGAAGGCCGGACGACGCGCCAACAACAAGAAGGCCAAUAAGCCCGCGGCCGACAGCGAAGACGCCACCGAUGACAGCGCGACGACGAAGCCGGCCCCGGCACUCACCAAUGCCAAGAAGAAGAAGAUGAUGAAGAAGGCCGCCGCUACCGCGACCGCGGCUGUUGCUCGAGACGACGAUGACGACGAUGAAGACAUCAACACGCGAGGAGCGCGACGAGGCGGCGCCAAGGGCAAGGCCGCCGCCAAGGGUCGAGGGCGGAAAGCGGCGGCGGCCGAGGAGGACGAGGAGCGAUGCGGGGUGUGCGGCGAGGAGUUCCCCACCCGCAACAAGCUCUUCCAGCACAUCAAGGCCAAAGGCCACGCCCAGCUCAAGUGA
Molecule: messenger RNA, 2004 nt
Organism: Acanthamoeba castellanii str. Neff
Lineage: Eukaryota; Discosea; Longamoebia; Acanthamoebidae
Product: DnaJ domain containing protein
Exons: 3
Coding region: 1-2004 (667 amino acids)
Cellular component (GO): cytoplasm
Source: RefSeq, a predicted model, not a curated record